This is a messenger RNA of Parnassius apollo (apollo), 354 nucleotides long. NCBI's taxonomy places the organism in Eukaryota, Metazoa, Arthropoda, Insecta, Lepidoptera, Papilionidae. The record is from the annotation of a GenBank genome assembly.
AUGUCUCGCGCAAGAGAUAGUUCUACCGAAAGUGAGAGUGGUCCAUCAACUCCUAAAAAAAUAAAAAAAAAACAUUAUACACAAAAAUUGAGAGAUGAAUGGCUGAGUGACACGAACUUUAAGACUUCGCUUCAACGUGAUCCAAAAGACCCGUUUCGUACUAUUUGUGUAAUGUGUGAUGCGAAAAUGUUCACAGACAGAGUGUCCUUGAAGAGGCACAGUGAAGGAAUCAAACACAUAAAAAAAACUAAAUCAAUGUCAUCAGAAGAGAAACGAAAAACAGCUGAAAUUAAGUUGGCGGCAUUCAUGGCGGAACACAAAAACCUCACACAAAGUGAUGGACCAUUUAAUUAA